ACCUGACAUAAUGAUGAGGCUAUUAAGGGGUAAUUACAAGGAAUGAGGUCGCUGACAGCUUACUGUACUCCUGGAGAUAAGGUGACUUAUUAGUACUUCAAACCGGACUGAGAGGAUAUAAAUAAAGUCCAUUGACAUCUUAUAGUGAACAUUUAAUUGUGUUGACUGAGUGAAAGUGUUUUCAUGUUAAGAUAAUAAACUCUGGGGAGUGCUCAAGUUUUUAUUUACUUAGCUUAGUCUUUAGUACUGACUUUACUACAUGAAGUACUAUAAGGGAACAUCUCACAACAGCUGGAGUUUACAGAGUCUCAGUAUCCCCUUGAUUCAAGGAGAUUCUGUUAUAACUGAUUACCCUUGUGUCAAUUUGGACAAUUGUUUAAAAAUGAAAAUUUAGUGAAGAUUAAAGAUAAGUUGACGUUAAGCUUUAUGAUGUGCCUUGUACAGCCAUUGUUUUUCUAAGUUAUUUCAACGAUUACAUUGAGAUAAAUUAUUCGACUAUAAAGGACAUAACUUCUCUGCGGCUAUGCUGCACUGGUGGUGACUUCAGAGUGAGUAAUCGGAGUUGUGGGUUUUGAGACCUUCCUGUAGAUUGUGUGUGAUUAUGGGCCGUAUGAGAAGAUGACAUUUGGUGCAGUACUAAGUCAAGGCCUGGAGUAGAACCUAGAAUCGUAAUCGCUUACAAGAGGGGAAGUAUUGACGGAUGUGUGACGUCCCCUCAUCCGUCUCCUGGCCUUCGGACUUCAAGGUGUAACGGCUCUAGUGACCAAGGAGGCAGAAAAUGUGUCAGCUACUCUGAAGUUCACAAGUUUUUUCACUGGAUGUACACAUUUGACAUAUAUUUUGCCUCAGGGGAAUUUUUCUAUGUUAGUGGUGUACUAAUUUUUUUGCAAAAAUGGAUAUUUUGGACAAUAUUAUCCGUAAGAGUAAGCGUCACUCUGAAAAUCUACAAACCUUUAUAAAAGAACACAUAAAGCAGAAUAAUAUGGAGGGCAGUUUAUACUGUGAUAAUCAUAUCCCAGCUAUGUCCAAGCCUCCACUGACCUCCGGGAAAUCUCGGAUCCCCUCCUCUCCGGAAGACCAUGAGUCAAUGCAUGCCUUUGAGAUGCUGAUAAAUUACCAGGAGAGAAGUCGGAUAGAUGACCAGAGGUGUGACAUCAGCUCAUUCAUUCCAAAGGGGGCGUCCGCUGAGUUUUACGAAUACGUCCUGAAUUUCCAGAGUCGGGGGCGACUGGAGGACCAGCGGUGUGCGAUGCCUGAUGGCCCUAAGCCUCCUCUCACACCCACACAAAUUGAGCAGAGGAAAACCAUGGAGCAAAUGGAACAGAUUCUGAAGGACCCUGCCCCCUACCCUAUGGUCUAUAUCCCCCCUAAUGUGGGGUACUGGGAGGAGAGUCUUAACAACGCUAACCCAGAGUCGACCAGCCGAGUUCUUCAGGAGUCCACAGAUAUCUAUGAAGAUGAGGGCAAUACAGCCUACAGAAAGUACUUCCUGGGUCAGGAACACUUUAACUACUGUGGACAAGAUGUGGCCCUUGGUCCUCUUCUUCUGUCCCUGAAGGAAGAGACCACAGAGAGUGGAGAAGACGCGAUCCGAUGUGUUAUCAGAACAAAAUCCCUCUCCCAACAUAAAGUCAUUCUGUACAGUCAGCUGGAUAAUAUUCCCAACCCUGUCAAGAUCGCCAAGUGCUUCUAUGAGGAGAUAACCUGUGAGAAGUUUGAGCCUGUACUAACCACCAAAGGCUCGGCGUCCAUCGUCCAGUUUGAUGAACAUAACAGGACCAAUCUAUACAAGUUUGGAGUCAUCUGUCAGAAAUUCAGACAGACAAAAGAAGAGCAGCUAUUUGGGAAUAGAGCUCACAGCGACAGAAUGGAGGAGUUCCUGAGUAUGAUUGGAGACAAGGUUUCCCUCAAAGACUUCCAGGGGUAUCGUGGAGGGUUAGAUACCAUGUAUGGGCAGACUGGGGAUAAUUCAGUGUAUGCCAACUACCAGGGGAGAGAAAUCAUGUUCCACGUGUCUACACUGCUCCCCUAUACUGACGGGGACCCACAGCAGUUACAGAGAAAGCGACACAUUGGGAAUGAUAUUGUAGCCAUAGUUUUCCAAGAAGAAAAUACUCCUUUUGUGCCAAACAUGAUUGCCUCCCAUUUCUUGCAUGCUUAUAUUGUUGUUCAGCCGUUUACUGAAGAUGGAAAGAACAAAUACAAGGUCGCUGUGGCAGCUCGUAAUGAUGUUCCUAAGUUUGGCCCACCUUUACCAAAUCCAGCUGUUUUUGAACAGGGGCCAGAAUUCAGAGAUUUCAUUCUGACCAAGCUCAUCAAUGCAGAAACAGCCUGUUAUAAAGCAGAACAGUUCUCUAAACUUGAGGAGAGGACCCGCACCGCCCUGCUGGAGGUUUUGGUGAAGGACCUGGAGCGGAAGACAAACGAGUUGUUUGGGACCAGCUCACCUGGUCCAAUCUCAUCAAAGGACUCGCGGAACUUCAUGGACAACAUAAAGCGAGCACUUAGCAAGAAGGACUCUCGUCCGCUGGAUUCCAGCAGUCGGAAGUCAAACGGGUCGGCCUCUCUGGCCCCUGUGGGAGAGGAUGAUAAGUUGUCUAGUCCCAGGAAAUCCCCGAGUGUCGGUAAGAAGGUUGGGCGACACAGUUUGGAAAGAAGAUCAGUGGAGAAAAAUCAAUUUCAGCGCUUUGACAGUCACAGUACUCAGUCAUCCUACAGAACAUGUAGCACACCCAACAGUCCUCAAUCCAGCCCUAGCUCCACCGCCUCAGCCCCAAGGCUUGCAAAUUUUCAGCAGUUAUCUCCCUCUAACUCUGAGAGCUCGUUUAACAGCAUGGAAGAUUUUUCUAAUGGUCCAGGUAAUGGACCACACAAUCACGAGGACUCCGACACAGGCAUGGAGAGCAUGUCAUCAGCAGGUACCCCCUGUAACCCCCACAUGAAGACGUCCGUCUCCAACAGUCUGAGUGAGGACAGCUGUGGGUGUGUGUUUGUCCCCCAGGAGGGAGAAGGAUACGAGAAUGUAAACAGGCACAAUGAACACCUCAGUACAGAAAUUCAGAAACUCAAAAAGGAAAAGAAGUUGGAUCAGAGGGAAAUCCAGUUACUGAAGGACCGAGAGACUCAGCUCAUGAUUGAACUGCGCAGUGCUCAACAAGAAAACCAGAAACUUAAACUGAACCUCAUAGCGGGGAUCAGUCAUUAUGAGGCCACGGUUUGAUCCCUCCUGAAUUAUAGGAAUGGGGAUCAGUCGUUGUUGGCCCAUCAUUCAUUUGUUAUCUGUAUUCUGUACAGAGUGUGGGGGCACCGGUCCGUUUGGACCCUCCUGUGUUAUAAACAGGAACUCAAAAGACAUGCACCACUGCCAUAUAUCUUGAAGUGAUUGACAACCUGAGAGGAAGGAAGGUGGACUGUCUAGCCGAGGCCUAGAUCCCCUGAAUGUGGGAAGUGGUCAGUACCAGUAGACAGGAGUCCCUGCGAUAGACAGAGACAGGAAACAUGACACAAACAGGACCCAUAUAUAGGGCAGAUCAACCUUGACAGUGACCUCAGCAAUUCCACGAUCAUUUCCAUCAAUCCAUGUACCACUCGUGAGAGCACAAACUCACUCUGUGUAAUCUCGAGAGAUCAUCAGAAACUUGCUGUAUCAGUACAUUUCUGAGAGUAUCGUUAUCUCACGGUGACUCAAGAGAUUUUUAAGGAUUUCUACAGAUUUUGUAGGAUCUUCUAUUUUGAAGAUCUCUACAGGUUUUGUAGGAUCCUAUAUUUUAACAGACAAAGUUCUUCUAGUCAUUGGCUAAUGAAUUAUUUUUGUUGAAUGUGAUUUUGUGCAUCGACAUGUUACUCAGCUGUUGAAAUGUUGUUAAAUUGUUGACUCUGUGACAAUCAGAUCCCGACCCAAACAAGCAGAUACUUCUGCUGAUGCUGUUAUUUUAGAUGCUUCAUGCUUCAAGUGUGAAUAAUUGUUAUGCUGUAAAUAGUUAUCAAAUGAAUGCAGAAGUGUUGGAUGUUCAUUUGAGUGAGGAAGUGGUAGUCUGAUUUAAUAAACAAAGUCUGCAGAUUAUAUAGCAGAACCAUGGCACUGUCCUAAUGUUAUACAAAAUAGUGCAGAGAAAGUAUUAUACAGAUUUAUUAUGUCAACAAGUAAAAUUUGCUGGCAAGCAUACAUUAUAUAAUGGGAAAGUGCUUUGAUCAAAAGAAACUUGAGAUUCAAGUGUAUAUGGUGCGAGUCUGAGAUGUGUUUGAGAUAUAAUUGUAUCAGUCUGAGACACGUGUGUGAUACGUGCAAGUUUGAGAUGUACAUAUGUAUGAGUCAAUGUGUGUGGUGUUAAUGGGUAGAUGUCUUUGAGGUGUUCCUAAGAUGUAAAUUCUGAAUGGUUAGAUUCAAGUGUACAUAGCAAAUACUGGUAAUUAAUGUUUUCAAUUUGAUCAACAUCAUAACUUCUUUCAUUUCUUUUUUUGGUGAUCUUUAUGUUUUUUGGUUUUUCUUUAACAUUUCUUGCUUUGAAAAGCCAAGAGUUUAAAGUCGAAUAACACAUCGUCACAAAAUGGCUGACCUCUGAUCGAAACGACGUUUCGUUUUAUUUAAAGGAUUUUAUCAAUGCCAACAUCCAAAUUACUUCCUAGCCAAAGGGAAAAAGUGUCGGGCUUGUGAUCCAUACAUCCCCCGUUCGAAUCCCAAAGGGGCUUUUGUUGUUACUUACUUAUCAUAAUUGAAUUUUUUAGUUAUAUAUUUUUUAUCCCAAAUUUGCAAAUUUUUCGCUUAUUUGAAACAUGUACAGUUCAUUUAUCAUUAUAUCUUUCAUGAUCAAAUAAUUUACUGUUAAUAUGAGUGACCUUUUCCAGCUGUGUUAUUCCACCUUAAAAUCUGUUCACCUUUAAAUUUACAAUGAAAUACAAAACUGCUGGUUUAGAAUUAAGUCCUUUAAUAUACAUGUAUGUUAAAAAUGUGAAAGUGUUGGCGAGAUAUACGGAUACCUUGAGACCAGUUUGGACGUCUGUCCGUGUUGUAAUUGGAUGUCUGAGAUAUUAGUCUGUAAAACAAAAAACUUAGCAAUAUGUGUGUUUGUGGGAUAUCUACAUUCAAGUGUGUAUGAGAUAUUUCAAGUAUCAAGUGUGUCUAAGAUACAUGUGUUUGUGUGUCCGAGAUACACACGUUUAAGUAUAUGAGAUAUAUCUGAGUGUUUCUCUGAGAUACAUAAGCCUGUGAUGUCCGAGAUCAGUACCUAAGUCAGACACUGAAGCAGAGAUCCUGAAUGUGGUUGUGAAUGUUUGAUACAAGAGUGUUAGGGAGAUUUGUCUGUGUGUGAUAUGAGUGGAUCAUGGUUCCUGUGUAUUUGUUUGUAGAUCAGAGUGGAUGGAGACAGGAUGUACAGUGUGGUGACUGGAUUCCGUGGAUGGCUUAUCCAUGGAAACUGGUUUGUGUGGAUGGUGUAUGAUAUCGUAUACAUGGUAACGGAUUGAGUGGAUUUUGUAUGAUAUUGUAUCCAUGGAAACUGGUUUGUGUGGAUGGUGUAUGAUAUUGUAUCCAUGGCAACUGGUUUGUGUGGAUGGUGUAUGAUAUUGUAUCCAUGGUAACUAAUUUGAGUGGAUGGUGUAUGCGAGGUUCUUGCUGUGACUACCUGGUGCUACUCUGGUUAUGUUUGUGCAAUAUUUUGUAUCAGAUUCUAUUUGAUGUCAACAAUGUGUUCAAUGACCCAGAUUCCAUGUUUUACCAAAAAUUGGUAAAUAAAUUAUCUUUAUGUCAAA
This is a messenger RNA of Magallana angulata, 5748 nucleotides long. RefSeq names its product rap1 GTPase-activating protein 1-like. The record is from RefSeq and is a predicted model, not a curated record. Gene Ontology annotation, cellular component: cytoplasm. Gene Ontology annotation, molecular function: protein binding; GTPase activator activity. The transcript is spliced from 21 exons. Bases 893 to 3220 code for a protein of 775 amino acids. Gene Ontology annotation, biological process: activation of GTPase activity; regulation of small GTPase mediated signal transduction. Lineage: Eukaryota; Metazoa; Mollusca; Bivalvia; Ostreida; Ostreidae.